Molecule: messenger RNA, 2525 nt
Organism: Glossina fuscipes
Lineage: Eukaryota; Metazoa; Arthropoda; Insecta; Diptera; Glossinidae
Product: organic cation transporter protein
Exons: 8
Coding region: 249-2282 (677 amino acids)
Biological process (GO): transmembrane transport
Cellular component (GO): membrane
Molecular function (GO): transmembrane transporter activity
Source: RefSeq, a predicted model, not a curated record
AAACGGAGUUAGUCCAUAAUAAUCAUACAAAACGUUAUCUGAAUUAGAUCGUUGUUAGCCAAAGUGUAGUGAACAUAUAAAAACGAAAAUCAAAAUCAAAUAAAAAUAAAAAACAAAUAAACACAAAAAUAUUUUUAAAGUGCGAUAGAAGUUCACAAAAAAAAAAAAAAACCAAAUAAAAAAAUUGCCUUUUUUUUAAGCAAACGUUAAACUUAAUUAUUGUGAAACCUAUAUGAUCUGCAAGCAAAAUGAGCGGUGUUUUACGACGUGGAUCUUUAAGUUUCGAUGCCAAUCUUAAUGGUCGUUCGAAACGCGGUUGUAAUGAUUCAAAUCUUUAUGGCGGUUAUCACGAACACAAACGAGUUCGCACUCCUGAAAUUAGUGUUAUUUCCUUCGAUUUUCGCCGUCAUUCGCAAGAUUUGAAAAAAGACACCCUAACUUUAUCAACUGCACCCGAUUUAAGCGAUGACAUUGACAGCGAUAUUAUUUCCAAUUAUGUGGGUCAUUAUGGUAAAUGGAAUUUUCUAUGGACACUGCUGUUGAGUUUAUUUCAAAUAAUGCCAACCUUUCAAAUAUUUAUGUUUGUCUUUCAGGUAAGUGUUACACAUAUGCAUUAUAUAUGCAAAAAUGAAGUCUUUCUAAAUACCAAUAAUAUUAACAAUAAUGAUAUUAUCGCUUACGAUGACGACGAAGUAGAAUUAUUACAAUCGCAACGUUUAUAUAAAAUUUUGGGUUAUACCGGUCGAUGGCAGAAAAUUUGGUGUUUUUUAUUAUCGUGUUUUCAAAGCGCUUCCACUUUUCAUAUUUUUUCAUUUGUAUUUCAUACGGCUGAUAGGGAUUUUUGGUGUGCGCGCCCUCCUCAUCUGCAUAAUAUUGACGUUACCUUCUGGCGUAAUUUGACGCAACCUAAGGAUGUUUGUUCUAUAUUGGAUGCCGAUUAUAGUACAAUACGGAAUUUAGAUAAUCUCGUAGACUAUGUUAAGUCCGUUGGAUUGUCGGCUAAUUAUACGCAAUGCUUGGAAUUUGAAUUUUCUCGAGAGAAUGGAGAGGGAAAGACUCUGGUUGAGGAAUUCGGUUUAGUAUGCAAGCAUCGCGAAUUGUUAAGUGUCGUGGAAAUGUGCUUUCUAGCCGGAGCAGCGAUUGGAAGCGUUUUAAGUGGUUACAUUUCGGAUCGCUACGGACGUAAACAUACUUUGUUAAGCUUUGCUUUCGUUCAAACAGUUUUCGGCACAAUAUUGGCCUUUUCAACGUCCUUGGCCAUGUACAUGGGACUACGUGUGAUAAUUGGUUUCGCUUCAAUGACCGUGGCCGUUGUAAGUUUCGUGCUUGUGGUUGAAUUGGUCUCCGGCAAAUGGCGAACAAUAAUUGGAAUUUUGAAUAUUUUACCGGUUGCUGCCACCUAUGUGCUUAGCUCAGGCAUAGCAUAUUACAUACGCGACUGGCGUACGUUACAAUUGACUAUAUCGUUGCCUUGGUUUGUCUUUCUGUCUAUGUGGUACUGCGUGCCAGAAUCACCGCGAUGGCUAUUGGCUCGUGGUAAAUUACAACAAUUGUAUAGCGUAGUGGAGAGGGCAGCACGUAUGAAUGGCAUAACAUUGCCAGCUAAUUAUCAAAAAUCUUUGGAAGCCGUAGCGCCUCUCGUCAGCAAAGCACCAUCCAGUAUAGAAGAUGCUGUAAAUGAAAGAAAUUUGAAAACAACUGAAUCCGCUAUUAAAGGCAAUCCAUUGACAGUGGUAUUCGGUAAAACUUAUUGGCGUACAACUUGCUUAACUUUAAUAUCUUGGCUGAGUCUAAUCAUAAUAUACUUUGGUUUGACUCUACAUCUUAGCAAUUUUGGCGGUGACAUCUAUGUGAAUACAGCUAUUGCUGGUACAAUUGAGACAAUAUCCAUAUGCUUGAGUAUAUUUGUUGUUUUAAAAUUUGGUAUAAAACGUAACUUGGUUGCUUACAUGCUAAUACCGGGUGUAUGCUGUUUGGCGACAAACCUAGUGCCCAAAGGAGAAGAAUAUCUAAUUUAUGUCAUUGCUUUGGCGAUGAUAGCGAAAUGUGUAAUUGGAGCUAGUAAUGCAAUUAUUCCUAUUUUUACGGCUAUGCAGUAUCCUACAAUAGUGCGGAAUUUCGGUGUAGGUAUAGGUAAUCUGGGAGCUGGCGUCGCUUUGAUUUUGGUGCCUUAUAUGUGGCUUUUGGAACACAUUGAACCUUUACUACCCAUGACCAUUAUGGGCAUUUGCGGUUUAAUUGGUUCGGUUGCUUUAAUAAUGAUGAAGGACAUCGAACAAUGAACUAAUCGCAAUAGUUUAUAUCCGCUGUUUGCAAUAAGUGAUUAACAAAAUUUACUCUACUGUGAUACUUUGGUUUUUAUAUAAAUUUUACUUUGGUUUAUGUUGUAAACUAUACUUUAUUUUUAUUUUUUUUUUUCUUAAUUCCUAAGAUAAUGUUAUAAGUUAUGUUGAGAAUCUGUUAUGAAAGAAAUAAAAUUUAGAAAUUUUUUUUUUUUUUAAUUAAAUAACUGUAAGGCUGUAAAA